Molecule: messenger RNA, 871 nt
Organism: Megalobrama amblycephala (Wuchang bream)
Lineage: Eukaryota; Metazoa; Chordata; Actinopteri; Cypriniformes; Xenocyprididae
Gene: chchd10
Product: coiled-coil-helix-coiled-coil-helix domain containing 10
Exons: 4
Coding region: 265-699 (144 amino acids)
Biological process (GO): mitochondrion organization
Cellular component (GO): nucleus; mitochondrion
Source: RefSeq, a predicted model, not a curated record
GAAUCAAUGGAACCGUAAAACAUAAUACAUUUACGUCAAAAAAGAACGAAUUAAUCUUGGCGCUUUUCUAAAAAAUUCUAGAACACUGACGCGCGCAUGCGCUGUGACUGUAGUUACCACACAAGGUCAAACGCACGUGCGCUUACCGGCUGUCAUUCAGUACUCUGUGUGUAGAGUGGAUUUAACUACCCCGCGCUUUGUUCGAGACUUUAUAAUAAUAAUAUUAAUAUUGGACAUUGAUUGCGGUAACGAUCCACUUUUGAAAUGGCAAGAGGAAGCCGCAGCCGUCCUUCAACAGCACCAGCGAGUGCUCCUGCCCCAUCCUAUGCUCCAGCCCCCGCACCACCUCCUCCGAUGGCAGUGGCUCCUGCUGCGGUCCAGCCCAAACAGCCAGGUCUCAUGGCCCAGAUGGCCACCACAGCUGCUGGAGUGGCAGUCGGCUCGGCUGUAGGACACGUGAUGGGCAGUGCCAUCACAGGUGCUUUCAGUGGAGGCAGCAGCAGCUCAGAGGCACCCAAACCAGCACCCACAUCUCAGGAGCCCUCACGACUUCCACCCUCUCAGUCUGGCCCAUGUCUCUUUGAGGUGAGGCAGUUCCUGGACUGCGCCACGACUCAGGCUGAUCUGACCUUGUGCGAAGGCUUCAAUGAAGCUCUUAAGCAGUGCAAACUCUCACAUGGUGUAACAUCUCUGGUGUGAUGAAGAACUUGGAAGAUCUAAACACUAAAUGUAGACAAACUAUUGGUCCAGAAUCUCAAAAUCUCUAACAGUAAAUGUAAAUGACUUAUGUUGAUAGUUGUGAAAUGCAUACGGAUACUUCUGAAUGUGUGAUCAUGUAAAAGACGUUGUACAAUUAAAGAGCUGCUAUUUA